AUGUUCAUCGUGAACUGGUUCUUCGAUGUGCUGGGCUACCUAGGGCUGGGGAACAAGAACGCGAAGAUCCUGUUCCUAGGACUUGACAACGCCGGGAAAACAACCCUCCUCCACAUGCUGAAGGAUGAUCGGAUCGCCACGCACGUCCCGACUCUGCAUCCGCACUCCGAGGAGCUAAUGAUCAAGAAUAUCCGCUUCCGCACAUACGAUCUGGGCGGCCACGAAACAGCAAGGCGUAUUUGGAAGGACUACUUUGCUACGGUGGAUGGCAUUGUCUUCCUCGUCGAUGCUGCAGACCGUACUCGUUUCCAGGAGGCCAACGAGGAGCUGAACGGGUUGCUCAACGAGCAGGCAUUGGCCAGCGUUCCCUUCGUCGUGCUGGGCAACAAGAUCGACAUCCCCACAGCCGCCUCCGAGGAUGAGCUCAGAAACUCCCUGGGGCUGUUCAGCCACAUGACCUACGGUCGGGACGCCAAAAAGGGCGACAGCAGUGUUCGCCCUGUGGAGCUUUUCAUGGUCAGCGUUGUGAAGCGUAUGGGCUACGCCGAGGCUUUCCAGUGGCUCUCGCAGUUCCUGAAGUGA
Molecule: messenger RNA, 582 nt
Organism: Symbiodinium sp. CCMP2456
Lineage: Eukaryota; Dinophyceae; Suessiales; Symbiodiniaceae
Source: the annotation of a GenBank genome assembly